Messenger RNA from Gossypium raimondii (Peruvian cotton), 1901 nucleotides. RefSeq names its product pentatricopeptide repeat-containing protein At5g18475. The transcript has a single exon. The record is from RefSeq and is a predicted model, not a curated record. Gene Ontology annotation, molecular function: protein binding. Lineage: Eukaryota; Viridiplantae; Streptophyta; Magnoliopsida; Malvales; Malvaceae. Bases 238 to 1809 code for a protein of 523 amino acids.
UCCACCAUGCUCUUUGCUCUUCUUCUCCAUUCACGCCGUUGUGGCUUUCCCCUCUAUCCUUUCCUCCACCCGUAACUUCUUUGUACGAAAUCGUCGACGAUUGCCGCCAUCGCCUUCUUUUUCCUUUCCUCCUUCUGGUUUUUUCUUCUCUUCUGAGUUCUUCCACCGCCGUGUUUCUCUUUUCGAAUGUUGUGUUCCCCGGAUGAUGAAGACUUGUAAAGGUGGAGGCAUUUUGUCAUGAAUUUGGUUAGAGUUUCAUUCUGUAAGCAGCGCUGCUUCUCUUCCUCUUCAUCUCCACUUCCAUGGAUCUCCCCCCUACAACUCCUAAAACCCAACUUCCAAAAACCAGAUCCUCCUCCACAACCCUCACUUGCCUCUACUGAGUCUCAAAGGAAACCCAAAUUUAUCUCUCACGAGACUGCCAUCAACUUGAUCAAGCGUGAGAAAGAUCCACAACGGGCCUUACAAAUAUUUAACAAGGUGUCGCGGCAGAAAGGCUUUACUCAUAACAGUGCCACCUAUGGAACCAUCCUUCACAAGCUUGCUCAAUCGAAGAAGUUUCAGGCCGUUGACUCAUUACUUCGUCAAAUGAGCUAUGAAACUUGUAGAUUUCAUGAAGGUAUAUUCCUCAAUCUCAUGAAGCAUUUUUCCAGGUUUUCUUUACAUGAUAAGGUACUUGAGAUGUUCAAUGCAAUUCAGCCCAUUGUUCGUGAAAAACCUUCACUGAAAGCUAUUAGUACCUGUCUUAAUCUCCUGAUUGAAUCGAACCAGGUUGAUUUGGCUCGAGAUUUUCUGUUGAACUCCAAGAAAUCUCUCAGGUUGAGACCCAAUACCUGCAUUUUUAACAUCUUGGUUAAACAUCAUUGUAAUAAUGGAGACCUUGAAUCUGCGUCUGAAGUUGUAAAGGAGAUGAAAAAAUCUAAGGUUUCUUAUCCCAGUCUGAUUACUUACUCAACCUUGAUAGGCGGUCUCUGUGAAAGUAGACGACUUAAGGAAGCCAUCGAAUUGUUUGAGGAAAUGGUUGGUAAGGAUCAGAUAUUGCCUGAUGCUUUAACCUAUAAUUUGUUAAUUAAUGGCUUCUGUCGUGAAGGAAAAGUCGAUCGGGCGAGAAAGAUAAUAGAGUUUAUGAAAAACAAUGGAUGCAGCCCUAAUUUAUUCAAUUACUCUGCUUUGAUGAAUGGCUUAUGCAAGGAGGGAAGUUGGGAAGAAGCCAAACAACUUUUUGUUGAGAUGAAGAGCACAGGUCUGAAACCUGAUACAAUUGUUUAUACUACAUUGAUGAAUUGCCUUUGUAGGGCUAGUAGAAUCGAUGAGGCGAUGUCAUUGCUUAAGGAAAUGAAGGAAAACAAAUGUGAAGCCGAUGUUGUUACUUUAAAUGUAUUACUUGGUGGGUUAUGCCGAGAAAGUAGGUUCCAUGAGGUGCUUCAGAUGCUCGAGAAGCUGCCAUACGAAGGUGUUUACUUGAACAAAGCAAGUUACAGAAUUGUAUUGAAUGCAUUAUGCCAGAAAGAUGAAAUGGAAAAGGCAGCUAAGCUGUUGGGUCUGAUGUUGGAUAGGGGGUUUUUCCCACAUUAUGCAACGUCGAAUGAGGUGUUGAUUCAGCUUUGUAAAGCCGGAAUGGUAGAUGAUGCAGUUACAGCAUUGUUUGGAUUGGCUGAAACGGGGUUUAAACCAGAACCACAUUGUUGGGAGUUUCUGAUUGAAAUGAACUGCAGAGAUAGGAAAUUGCUGCCUGUUUUUGAACUACUUGAUGAGUUAGUAAUAAAAGAAUGUACUCAUAAUCUUCAUGUUGGUGCUACUUUUGCUUAGCGUCAUGUGCUUGUAAAACUAUCAUUGUUGAGCAUUUGAUUUAGUGAUACGUCCAUGUUUUUUCUCGGUGAUACUUAACUAUUACCGAUUUA